Kwoniella shivajii is the source of this 3420-nucleotide messenger RNA. RefSeq lists its product as uncharacterized. Lineage: Eukaryota; Fungi; Basidiomycota; Tremellomycetes; Tremellales; Cryptococcaceae. Gene Ontology annotation, molecular function: lipase activity. The record is from RefSeq and is a predicted model, not a curated record. The transcript has 16 exons. Bases 1 to 3420 code for a protein of 1139 amino acids.
AUGCCAGACCUGCUCACUCCACAGGCCCUUGCGACGGCUGGGCCGUUGCUGUUGGAAACUCUAUUCAAACAUUUCAUUGGACCAAGACCGGCUGCAGAUAAGGGUAAAGCAAGAGAGGACUUGAUGUAUGAUGAGGCAUUCGUGCUUAUGAAAACAUUCAUUGAAAUAGCUACCAAAUAUCCAGUUUCAGCAUUACAAAGAUUCGGUCAAGUACGUGUUCCUUCUCCACCAUGGGUCGGCGUACAUCGAGUUAUUAUUCCCAGGUCAUCAUCGAAUCUUGCGGCGGAAUAUCUGGUUAAAGGUCUAGGAGGUGAAGAGAUGGCUUAUAAGAUUGCUGGAGGUACGAAGUGGUGGCAGGUCCAAUCUGGACAAGGCGUAGAAGCAGAAUGGAUAGUCAUGAAGAAAGAUUGGAAAGAAGUUGUAGCUGAAGAGAAGAGAGAAAAGUUAAAAAGGGCUGAAGAUGCCGUUGGGGAAGAGAUCGAUAGUGAAGAUGAGGAUGGCGAGUUCCGUCCGGAAAUGGAUAGAUUGAGAUGUAUGCUGUAUAUUCACGGUGGAGCUUAUUAUUGGGGAUCUAUCAAUACCCAUCGAUAUACAAUUUGGCGAUAUGCCCGUAAAAUGCAUGGGAGGUGUUUCGCUGUAAACUAUAGAAAGUGUCCUCAAUAUCCAUUUCCAUGCGCGAUCCAAGAUUGCUUAGCCGCAUACCUUUACCUCACUAACCCACCUCCUGGAGCCAAACAUCGUCCUGUAGAUCCGAAGAGUAUCAUCAUUGCAGGUGACAGUGCAGGCGGAGGACUGACUAUUGCUUUGCUCCAGCUGCUAAGAGAUACAGGAUUUGAAAUGCCAGCUGGAGCUGUACUGAUCAGUCCAUGGUCCGACUUGACUCAUAGUUUCCCAAGUAUAUUGCAGAAUACAGCUACAGAUAUCAUCCCACCAUACGGCUUCAUUCAUAAACCGUCAUCACUUUGGCCGCCACCCCCUCCGAUGCUUACUGAGGAGGUGCAAAGCAGACUUCGAACCAAAGUGAAGGAAGUGGUAUCCCGAGUACAUCUUCAAUCUCAUACACCUCAUCCCACCUUGGAGGAUGAUGAAAACCGCGAUUCACCGACGACGACAACAACUACAAGUGAUCCGGAUAAAUCUGGCAAUAUCACAACGUCUACACCUUCUGGAGGAUUAGAGAAAUCCAAAGAGCGGAGUGAAUCAGACCUACAUCCGUUAGCUGAUAAAUCAGAAAACAAACAUCCUGAACCUCAAACUGAACCUACACAUAAUCCAUCUCGUGCGAAUCCUGCGGACUUAUUUCAAACACUGCAAAAUAGAAAUCAAAAUAGAAACGAUAAUAAACCUACUACAUUAGCACAAUGUGAUAUACCUCUAAAACUCACUGUCAAAGGGGAACAGGUCUUAGUUGAUACUCAGAUUCAAUUAUAUGCUACAAAUGCUCAACUUUGUCAUCCUUGGAUUUCACCUGUACUAGGUUAUUUAGGUGGUUUACCUCCUUUAUUCAUAAUGUGCGGAGAUAAAGAAGUGUUAAGAGAUGAAAUCAUCUUCUUAGCUCAUAAAGCUGCGAAUCCAGAUAAAUUUCCUAUAAGAGAAGAUGUAAAAGCUAUGUUACCUUCACUGGAGGGUAUAGAAAAGAAAUAUGGCCCCACAAACGUUCAUUUACAAGUAUACGACGGAACAUGUCACGAUCUUCCACUGCUGUCAAUGACGCGACCUGCCAGAGGAGCGUUCAGAGCCAUUGCAAACUUCGCAAGAUACGUGACUCCUUCAGCACCUGGGUCAAGAUAUAUUUCAAGAUCUUAUCCUUCUACUCCAAAAGACUCUCGAAGGGGUUCAGCCGCUGUCUCAGGCUCUGGACCAGCCUCAAAACUGACAUCAGGACAUCACACUCCCAGAUUCCCCUCUUCCCCCAUGCUUACUGCUACCACACCGAUAAGUGAGGAUCAUAAAGUUCUGCAAGGAAUCUUGACGUCUCCUCCAGAAGCAAUCACUCCCCAUGAAUCAAGUAGGUCUUCUAUGAACGAAACCGAAGUCGAACAUGAUCGUCAACCUGAAUUAGAUUUGGCAUUAGGUGAUGCGAUCAAUGUAGUUGAUUCUCCAACUACCAUCAAAUCUAAACGAGACCCUUUGGACAUAAACCCAUUGAGUCCGACAACAAGACCCAACACACUUGGUCCUAGCAGGAAUAUUUCAUUCACUUCCACGAUCCAAUCUUCCGUUGGCAAUUCCUCUGACGGAACUUCACCGAAGAGGAAAGAAGGAAUUCUGCCUCCUUCACCUGAUCCCGCUAAUGGUAGCGGAAGUGGAAUUGGAAGCGGUCUAGGAAUGGCAAGUGGAAGUGGAAGCGGAGUCGGCACAGGUACAGCCAAAGAAGCAAGCGGUACAAAUCGAUCAAACGGUGAUGAAGCUGGACCUAGAUUUGAACAGAGUGAGACAUUUUUAAAUGAUUGGAAUGCUAAGAAAGGCGAAGCUGGCUGGGCUGGAAUAUAUCAAGGUGGUAACCCGUUCACAAAUCAUAUGAUACGCGAACGGGUCUCAGUUCAAGGUGAAUUAAGAGAACUGGAACCUGCGGAAGACCUACAAGGAUUGAAUAUGCCUUUAGAUGAAGUGGGCUUUAUAAAAGAAGGGCCAGCGAUGAGAUAUCUGAAUGGCCAAUCCAUUUGGAAUAAGAAAUAUCAUAGGGCCUCAAAAGGUGUUCAAAAGAGACGGGAAAAAAACCUUAAGAUCGCUCAUAAAGAAAGUGAGAAGAGAACAAAAGAAUGGUUGGCAACGAAAUCGAAACUACAGCAACAGUCAAAAUCGCACACCAGUACUUCAAAGGAGGAGGCUCAGAUUAAGGAGAGUGUAGGGAGUGAGAAGGCUGAGGACAUAGGUGCACAGGGACGGUUGGGAGAAAAUGAAGCAGAAGAGGAUGAAGAGGAGAAAAACCAAAGUUGGUCUUGGGCGUUAAAUGGUGAAGCGCCACCUCCAAGCGCGGUCGUGUCAAGGCGGGAUAUCACCGAAGCUCGUCAAUUGGCGUUGAUGGCAGAUCGACUUGAUUCAGCUCAUGGAACUUCAUUCCACGGUUUAAGCAUUUGGGUAGGAUUAGCUACAUUCUUCUCAAAUUCAAACGAGAGAAACAAAGCUAGUGAAGCUGUCAAAGCAGCGAGAGAACUCAAAAAAUCUCAGAAAAAGGACAAGUUAAGCGAAAACAGUGGUGGAAACGGUAACGACGAGAGAGAUAUAUGGUCUGAUUUAGAUGAUAACCACCAAGAUGAAAAUGAUGAUGAUACUGAGGAGCAAGUGGUCAAUAGACAUGGUGAUUUGAGCACAACAAGUUAUAAAUCCAAGAAGGGAAAACCCGUUGAGGGAAAGAAAGACAGGAAGAAGAAAGGUUUGAAUGGAUGGUUUGGCUUCUUGAAAAAGAAAAGUGAAUAA